Messenger RNA from Phytophthora infestans T30-4, 1123 nucleotides. RefSeq names its product ribonuclease, putative. The record is from RefSeq and is a predicted model, not a curated record. Lineage: Eukaryota; Oomycota; Peronosporomycetes; Peronosporales; Peronosporaceae. Bases 15 to 1046 code for a protein of 343 amino acids. Gene Ontology annotation, molecular function: RNA binding; ribonuclease T2 activity. Gene Ontology annotation, biological process: RNA catabolic process. The transcript has a single exon. Gene Ontology annotation, cellular component: extracellular region.
GUAUCCACUCAGCCAUGCACCCAGUCGCUCUGCUACUCGCUCUAUCAUCUGCACUCUCCGCGAAGACGCCGGCCAUUGACUACGCCGGUGGCUGGACCGACGGCUCCAUGUCUUCCGGCAAGUGUGUGGACAUCUGCUCAGCUCCCAGCGCUACGUGUCUGACUAAAGACUUCACGUGUUUGGCCAAGGAGAAAGUGCCUGGUGACUUCGACUACCUGGUGCUGGAGCAGCUCUUUGUCCCGCAAUUCUGCCGCGACCUGCUUGUUGGUGUGGAUGGCACCAUCUCGCAUCGAAAUGUGAACCCGUACCCGAACGGCACGGCUUGUGUCCCCGAGCGUGCAGUCAGUAAGCUGACGAUCCACGGUCUGUGGCCCAACUACAACGAUGGCUACGUCAGCUGUUGCAAUCCUAGUGACACGGUGGAGAACGACCCUUACGACGCCGUCAAGUUCUCCGAAAACCAGGCGACGCUUCUUGCCGAAAUGGGCGACAAGUGGAUCGACGCAUCCACCGAGUCGACGUACGACUCGCUUUGUGAUAUUUACGACCACGAGUUCCAGAAGCACGGAAUCUGCUACGCUGCUCAAGGUGCGGAUCUUGAGGCGGCAGCUGUCACGUACUUUAAAGCGACACUGAGCACUGCGGAUCGUAUCAGUACGGCGACGGAGCAGAUCAACGCUUGGGCGGCUCUCGAUACCCCACAGACAACGUUGGCUGCGAUUGAAGCUCUGUAUGAUCACAAGGUGAUGAUCUUCUGCUCGGCUGUUGACGGCGAGAACCAACUCUCAGUCAUCCGCACGUGCUACGAGACACCCGACGAUAUCGGCAGCCAAGGCCCCACGACGCAGAUCGACUGUGCCAAUGCCACGGCUACCUCCACGUUCUCAGUCUGCUCGGGUGACGAGCCCAUCACGCUCCUUCCAUACGUGGCCCCAGGCUCUUCAAGCUCUGCUGCAAGCGCCGGAUCAACAGCUACUUCGACCCCCACGACGACGCCUACUACGUCGGAGCCUACGAUUGACCCUUCGGCCAAUGCCUGCGUGUAGUCAAGUCAUCUUGAGUUUAACAAGAGAAUUAAGAUCUGAGCGCUGACAAAUAGAAAAUAAAUUUCCUCGCCAGAAAU